GGGGCGAGCCGGCAGGGGGCGGGACCCGGGCGGUUCACGUGACGCCCGGCCCGGAAGCGCUAGCCCCGAGACCCCCGAGUGACCGGGUCAGGGGCUGUAGUUUCGAGUGAUCGUGGAGGUCGCGGGGGUCCCUGCAGUGUCGCGCUCCCCUCCUCCGCCGCCAUGGCCUGGACCAAGUACCAGCUGUUCCUGGCCGGGCUCAUGCUCGUCACCGGCUCCAUCAACACACUCUCGGCAAAGUGGGCAGACAACUUCGUGGCCCAGGGCUGCGGCGGAAGCAAGGAGCACAGCUUCCAGCAUCCCUUCCUCCAGGCCGUGGGCAUGUUCCUGGGGGAGUUCUCCUGCCUGGCUGCCUUCUACCUACUCCGGUGCAGAGCUGCGAGGCACCCGGACGCCAGCGUGGAUCUCCAGCAGCCCUUCAACCCCCUUCUUUUCCUGCCCCCGGCCCUCUGCGACAUGACCGGGACCAGCAUCAUGUAUGUGGCCCUGAACAUGACCAGCGCCUCCAGUUUCCAGAUGCUGCGCGGAGCGGUGAUCAUAUUCACAGGCCUGUUCUCAGUGGCCUUCCUGGGGCGGAGGCUGGUGCUGAGCCAGUGGCUGGGCAUCCUCACGACCAUCGCGGGGCUGGUGGUGGUGGGCCUGGCCGACCUCCUGAGCAAGCAUGACGACCAGCACAAGCUCAGCGAAGUGAUCACAGGGGACCUGCUGAUCAUCAUGGCCCAGGUCAUCGUCGCCAUCCAGAUGGUGCUGGAGGAGAAGUUCGUCUACAAGCACAAUGUGCACCCCCUGCGGGCCGUCGGCACUGAGGGCCUCUUCGGCUUCGUGAUCCUGUCCCUGCUGCUGGUGCCCAUGUACUACAUCCCCGCCGGCUCCUUCAGCGGGAACCCUCGAGGGACCCUGGAGGAUGCGCUGGACGCCUUCUGCCAAGUGGGCCGGCAGCCGCUCAUCGCCCUGGCGCUGCUGGGCAACAUCAGCAGCAUCGCCUUCUUCAACUUUGCGGGCAUCAGCGUCACCAAGGAGCUGAGCGCCACCACCCGCAUGGUGCUGGACAGCCUGCGGACUGUCGUCAUCUGGGCUCUCAGCCUGGCCCUGGGCUGGGAGGCCUUCCACGCGCUGCAGAUCCUCGGCUUCCUCAUCCUCCUGACGGGCACGGCCCUCUACAACGGGCUGCACCGCCCGCUGCUGGCCCGCCUGGCCCGAGGCCAGCCCCCGGCGGACGAGGGCGAGCGAGAGAGACUGCUGGAUGCCUCGCGGACUGCCAUCAACGACACCAGCUGAGCCUCCCGCGGGGCCUCUGCUGCCACCUGGAUGGACCUCGCUCACCCUGAGGCUGAGGCCACACGGGUUCGUGAGCCUCAAGGUCCCCGUCCCCGAGGUCUCGCCCUGCCCCUCCCCACAGGCCCCCAGGACAGCUGCCACCACAGAAGACGAUGGACACCCAAGUCCUCCUUUGUCAGCACCUCCUGCAGAAAGGUGUUAGCCAGCCCCCACGGGCCCGAGUGCACUGACCGACCCCACCAAGCUCCCCCCAGGCCCCCAGGCCCCUGUGGCAACACUAGAGCAAAAUUGCAAAGUGGAAUUGCAGGAACUAAUAACCCCAGGAAUUUCUAAAUCAAGCCAAAAUUAAUUCUCCAAAAAAGAGAGGUCAGCGAGCAAAUUCAAAGCAGAACUAAGUCCCAUAUUUUUUUAAAACUUGUAAGAUAUCCCCUAACCCUGCCUGGAGCCCUGGGUUUUGCCGGCUUGGUGUGCUCCCCAGCCCACAGCCUCGUCGCUGGGGCCUCGGGGCCCUGCUCUGAAAAGCGGAUGGUGCUGACAUUGUGGCCUGGGCACCUUCCAGCCCAGCUGGGCCCGUUCUGUGGGCCUGUUUUUACCAACCUGGGAAGGGAGUGGCGCCUCCUCUCUGCCCACAGCGCCUCCUCCCCAGGCUUGUUUUGGUGUCGGGUGUCCUUGCUCGCACCCCUCAGGGCCUCCCUUCCUGGAGGAGAUCACAGGGGAAUUCCAGGCAGCCCUCGAUGGCAGCUUUUACGAACUCUGCACCUCCUGUUCUAAAGGUGAGGAAACUGAAGCCCAAAGUUAUAAGUUGUUUGGCAAGAGGGGUGUCCUGCACUGGGCUCCGGCCACGUAGCCACGUGAUCCUGCCACGGGCUGGGACCUAGAGCACAGCUGGUUCUCAGCCCCGCCCGCAGCCCCUUGACCCCGCAGGGCACCCUCCAGGGGGGUGGGUUGCCCAGGGUUCCACCAUUCGGAGUAAUUCUGGUAGCCCGGGCAUUAUAUGAAGUGCUUGGCUUUCAUUCUGUUGAGUAACUACCCCCACAGGUGGGUGCAGAUGAGGAAACCGUGGCCCAGCGAAGGCUAAAUGACUUCCUUAUGGAGCAGGCAUUCAAGAAGGGUUUGCUGGAUUCCCAGUCUGUAGCCCCACCCACUGUACUGGUCUCACUCUGGGUCUUUGGGGGAAUUUCCUGUGGCUGGGAUAGAAACGUCACGAGCUGGUGUCCUCCCAGUAACUCCCCCUCCCCCUGAGAGAGGGCCCUGGCACCAGGGACCCCAGGGAGCUGAGUGGCCCCCCUCAUUUUGUGGCAGUUUCUGGAGCCUCGGGCCGUUUUCCUGGGCAGCUCAAUCUUAAAACACCAAAUGCCUUCCUUAGAAUAGGUUCUGGGGGAGGGAUCUCUGACAAGCAAACCCCUCAGGCUGUGUGGGAAUCCAGCAGGUUAUUAAGGUUCUUUGGGAGAAGAGGGUCUUUUCAUCCCAGCAGUUCUGGGCUGCAGGGCCCCCCAAGUGUCCCUGGGCCAAGGCGUGUGUCCCAGGCAGGAGGAGAUGGAGAGUGUGGGGUGGCGGGGACGACAGCCACCUUGUCCGAAAAAACUACCUUAGGAUGUUGUUUUUAGUUAAAAAGGGGAAGUUGGCAGUACGGACUUUUCUUUAAUGAGGAAAGGAGUGCCAGGGCUAAGACCGCCCUGGGCAUUGCCUCUACAGUGUUACUGGAAAAGCUCUAAUGUACCAGAGCACAGAAGUCACCCAGCCCCUCAUACAUUAUUCAGAUGAAGAAACGAUCGCCCAGGGAGAGGGGAGAACUUCCCAAGGUCACACCGCCAGAGACAGCAAAGCCGCAUGCCCAGUUCAGCCCUCGCCCAUCCCUUUCUGCCGCAGGGAGCGUGGCCAGGAGCCUGUACCAGAAACCGGGGCUGCCCUCUCUCUGCAGGGGGUGCCCAGCCUGUGCCUCAGCCGAGCACGCCUCAGGGGGUGUUCGGGGAGCACUGGGCCUGUAUCCAAGUGCCGCCACGGGGGACUGUGUGGAUUUCAACGUUGAAGGGUUGGGGGGAUUUAUCGUGGGACUGGAGGGGUGGCAGGGCAUGGGGGUGGGGGGACCACCUCAUCAGGCCGGCCACCAGCUCCGGCAGAUCGCUUUACCUCCUGGAGCUUUGGGUCUGCACGUGUCGGAAGUGGAGAAGCCGGCCUCCCUCCAGCAGGGUGAGCAUGGACAUUACCCAAGAUUAAUAAAUUGCAGGGGCUUGUAAGGGCCAAUGCACAUGGGGUGUCAUGUGAGGCUGUUCUGUCCACCAGGGGGUCUGUCGGGCACUGAGGUCCCUGCUCAGCACACGGGCGCGCCCGCUUUGCUCAGAAAACGGGCUUCACUGUACACACCCUCAUGUGGUGGAACACAGAACUCACAGAUCAGAGGAUCAAAUAGAAGAAGACUUGGUGCUGGCAGUCGGUACCCUUCCGACCCCCCGGGACGCGUUCACUCCGUCCUUUUGUCAGGGGUGCUUUGGAGGGUGAGGUCGAGAAGUGCUGUGUGGUGCUGGUCACAUGGGCAGACCCUCCGGCUGAGUCUGGGGGGCUGUAGGGGACGUCUGUAGCUGUGGCCCUGCCGCUCGGAGCGGAGGGAGGAGGCCCAGAAUGGCAGGAGUUUGGCGCGGAGGCCCUGAGCCCCCAAAUCAGGAUUGACUGAUGGACUUCUGUAAACACCGGCUCACACACAGUGUAAUUCAAGCCUUCUGCGUUGUAGUGAACUGACCGGGCCAGGGCCCUCACAGGGCGGUCCUGGGGCUUCCUGCAGGGCUGCCCGCCAGGCCCUGAGCUACCCUUCAGGCUCCUCUCCCCAAGAAUCUGCCUGCAGGGCAGAAAUUUAGGGCCCUGCCAGGUUCUGUUCACCUUCACUUUGUCCAAAGGUCUCUCUCUGCCUAGUGUAAGCAAACAGCGUCCCGGGCAGUCAGAGCUCUGGCCCCUGGUGAGGAGGGCCGAGGACUGGAGCCAAGGGACACGUGGUAGAGGGGAAAGCAGCAGAGUCAGGAGUCGGAGCUGUGACCGCAGCCCCGCCUCUACCUGACUGGGUGACCCUUGGACAAGUCAUUUCACCUCUCAAGAUCCGGGCUACCCCCCAAAAGGCAAAAUUCCCAGCAUUCCUAAUGCGUUCCUCUCCCAACCCACUGCUAGAUCAGUAUCACCCUUUCGUACUGGCCUUGGUUUAGAGGCCGUCUGGCCUUUUGUUGACUACAUCCUUUCAAAGCCCAAAGUCAGCUGGGCAUUCUCUCUGUAGCCACGCAAGUUUAUAAAUCACCAUUCUUCUUUAAGAACUCUUGUCCAAAAAAGAUUUUCAUGAGGAAUUUCCGUCCCAGAAUUCAGCAAACUUCAUUGAGAACUGAUGUGCUCUUUGCUGUGGCUCCACCAAAGAAAACAGGAGAGACGGAUGUGUAGAGGAGGAACUCCAGCACAGCCCGCUGUGCACGAGAGGCCUUUGCACGGGGCGCGGGGCAGGUGGUGCAGGAGCGAUCAGCUACCUGCCUGGAACUCGGAGAGAGCUCCACCUGAGCCGGGUGCUGAAGGAUGGGCAGGCGGUGUUGGGGGGAGAGAAAGAGGAAGUGUUUCAGGAGGAGGGAACAGCUUGCAAAAAGCACAGAAACCUGUGUCACAAGGUGAUGUAUUCGAGAACCGCAGGUAAGUAGACUGGCAUGCCCGGCAGUGAGUGGCCAGAGGCCCGGCCAGAGUGGGGCAGGUGCCCAGAUAGUGCUGUGCCCUCCAGGCUUUGCUGAGGCGUCAGGGCUCUGCAGACGAGGGUGCCCCGGGAAGGUUACAUGAUCCAGAUUAGCUGCUUGGGAAGGCCAUCUUGUGAUACGGGAACAGAUCUGGGUAGCGUUAGGAAGCACGGAAGGCCAGUAAGAUCACCACUAACUGAUUAGGGUCUGGACUGUGGAAAUGGCGGAGAGCAUGUGCAGAAGAGCCAUUCCAGCAGAAGACCGACCUUCUGGGGCCUUGGUUGGAGGACCUUCUAUUGGGUAAAGCAGUGAUUUUCAACUGGUGUGUCGCAAGCGUUUUUAAAAUAUGCAAUGCCCAACUAGUCAGGGGCACUGACCUCUUUUCCUUGAGAUUGUCAAGUUAAAAAAAGGACAACAGCCAAUAUAAGAAUAGCCAUCUGGUGCGAAUGAAUCAAAAUUGUAUCUUUUUUUUUUGGUCAGAUCUGCAAAUAAUAUGUUCAUUGGUGUGCCACAGAAUUUUAGUAAUUAGUUCAUGUGUGCCAUGAGAUGAAAACGGUUGGAAAAUUGCUAGUGCAAGGACAUUAUGCUGAGUGAAAUACGUUCAUUCAGAAAAAA
Phyllostomus discolor (pale spear-nosed bat) is the source of this 5588-nucleotide messenger RNA. It is a transcript of the gene SLC35F6, whose product is annotated as solute carrier family 35 member F6. Gene Ontology annotation, molecular function: transmembrane transporter activity. The transcript has 6 exons. Gene Ontology annotation, cellular component: membrane; intracellular membrane-bounded organelle. The record is from RefSeq and is a predicted model, not a curated record. Gene Ontology annotation, biological process: transmembrane transport. NCBI's taxonomy places the organism in Eukaryota, Metazoa, Chordata, Mammalia, Chiroptera, Phyllostomidae. Bases 163 to 1278 code for a protein of 371 amino acids.